AUGGCCAGACGUGCAGCAGGCCGUCGUGGACGAGCAAGAGGAAAAACGCGGGAAACUCCCCGCGAGACUUUCGCAUCUCCCGCUCUUCCUCCCUCCCUCCCAGCCCACUCGACCAGCUCUACGUCUGCGAUCGAGGCCAAUUUCGACGAAAUACUUGCAGAGCGUCCGUCUGCGCCUCUUGAUCCUGCCAGCAGUCAGCCUGAAGCAGCAUGCGUGCCUCACCAGCCUAGACCUCCGCACAACGGGGACCGUCCCGCUCAGCGAUCUGCUUCACACAAUCGCAGGAACAGCAGCAACAAUUCCAACUCGUAUCAAUCAGAUAGAAACCAGGCAUAUUCCGAUCGGUCGUCGCAAUCGUAUUAUCCCCCGAGUGUCCCCAUGGCGGCCCAACAGACCCCCGUCCUGCAUCGGUUCUUGUCGGACGUUGCGGACCUAGUCCGGGACCACAACGGCGCCAAACUGCAGGAUUUCCUGCAGAUCGAGCCUCCCUUACCUCCUAUAUACUCACAGAUGGUGGAUGAAUUACGGCGAUUCUAUCCCAGUGGACAACAUGGCGAUGCGGAGCUGCUCCGUAGGUGCGAGGGUCUGGUUCCGCGGCCAAAAGGUGGCAGCUCAUGGAUAGCCUUCCCUACAUUCAUGAAGCUCUAUCUGUCGUUUCUCCGUGAUGUGAAUGUCGACAAUCUUCUCGAGACGUACAAUCUACUAAAGGGGCUAUUGAAUCAAUGUGUCUUGGCGUUGGGAGACAGUCAAAUGGGCGUUAUUGUCCUCCCCACCGUUCUCUAUCUAUCCAAAGUCCUUGCGAAAUUGGCCAUGGGUCUCGACCGUCGUCCGGAGCUCAUUGCGCAUCUCCUGAGAUUGGAAGGUCGAUCUAGCCAGGAAGAGAGCUUGGAGAAGGUGACGUUGGUGGAGCAGUCAGCGAAUGUGGUUCGCGAAGCAUUCAUCAAAUGUUUGACAGAUCGUAGCGGAACUCCGGGGAUUCAUGGGAAACCGGAAGGCAGACGCAUUGGAAUCUACCUCAUGGCAAACUUGUGUCUGAAACUACUUUUCCAGUGCGGCAAGCUUCGAAAUGCUGAGCAAAUGUUCGCCAGUAUCAGUGCGCAGUCGCCUCCGUUGGCGUAUUUCCCAGCUUCCCAGAGAGUUACAUAUCUUUACUAUCUCGGACGCUAUUUGUUUUCCAACAAUCUCUUCUUCCCUGCUCAGGUCACCUUGCAAGCGGCAUACGACCAAUGCCACCGACAAGCACUGAAACAGCGACAACUCAUUCUCACAUAUCUCAUCCCGUGCAAUAUGAUCAUGGGCCGGUUUCCAUCCCGGGAGUUGCUCCAACGGCCGGAAUCCCAGGACUUGGCAGAGCGCUUCGUGCCCAUCUGCCAGCUGAUCGUUCGCGGGGAUUACAUUUCCUUCCGUAAUUACCUUUCCAUGGACUCGCCAGAGACCGAGUGGUUCGCGCGGAAGGGGCUGCUACUUCCUCUGCGCAACCGUUGUGAGAUCCUUGUAUGGCGGUCUCUGACCCGGAAAGUAUUCAUCCAUGGAGGGUUCCAGGGGGACCUACGCGCGCAGACCCAGCGUGGCCCUCCGCCAUUCCUUUAUCUGAAAAAAUUGGAGAUCGCCGUGAAGUGGCUGCAAUCGCUACACGCACAGUCUCCUGGAACGGCUACAGAUGCCGACGCGAAAGACUCUAAACUGGGUUCCCAGGUUGUGUACAGGCCGUCAGACAUCGACUUUGCCGGAAUUUCCGACUGGGAGAAUGCUGAUGACGGAGCAGGAGCAGAGGAUGUUGGCCUCCGGUCCAAAUAUGAGGAUUACCUGGCACCGGUCGGUUAUUUUGACGCACAAGGCCGGUCGCGCGAAAACGAUCGGGGCACGCCUGUCGACGGGGAGCUCGACACAAAUUUCAGUGCGUACGAGUUGGAUCCGUAUGCGCAACGCACCACGACCGAUGGCGAUUCCGAAGACCAGCAUACACCGGCCAUGCGGGAGAUCGAAUCCAUCCUCUCGUCACUUCUGACCCAGAGCCUGAUGAAGGGCUACCUCACACAUAAGAACCCGCGGUUCGCAAUUCCUGGCUCCCGAGCGCGGGGCGCAUUGCCUACCGGGUUUCCGAACGUCUGGCAGACGAUCUUCUCACGAGAGAGCGACGAGAACAAUAUCCCCGGUUGGGUGCAGACGCCGUCGCCCGUGGCAGCGGCAGCUCCGGCAGGAGGACGGGUGGUGAAUCUGAAGGGGGCACGACCCGUGGGAGUUCAAUAG
Molecule: messenger RNA, 2250 nt
Organism: Monascus purpureus
Lineage: Eukaryota; Fungi; Ascomycota; Eurotiomycetes; Eurotiales; Aspergillaceae
Source: the annotation of a GenBank genome assembly